This is a messenger RNA of Copidosoma floridanum, 4211 nucleotides long. RefSeq names its product Microcephalin (gene MCPH1). The record is from RefSeq and is a predicted model, not a curated record. Gene Ontology annotation, biological process: mitotic cell cycle. Lineage: Eukaryota; Metazoa; Arthropoda; Insecta; Hymenoptera; Encyrtidae.
UAAUGAUUAUUUCAACUCGCUCAGUUUGCAUUGUGUCUUUAUAAUUAUCGAAAAUUAUUCUUAAAGGUGAAAUGACAGUGGUACGAGAAAUAAAUUCAUGUGCUUAAUUGGAACCCACCUAAAUUGCGCUAGUACAAAUAUAUUGAAGCCGCAGAUAUAUUUUUACAUCCGUGUAAUGUAUCGCGUAUACAAGAAUAAAGUGCGUUAAAAAAAUGGCGAGACCACGUAUCAAGCGGAUACAAAAAAUCGUGCGAAAAAAAGAGAUCGUUAAUCAGGAUGAUAGCUACUUAGUCAGAAAACGUCGGAGUUCCUUGCGAGUGAACCUCAGUUUCGUGUCCAAUCUGUCAGACACCGAAAGAACCCACAACAACGAUGACUACGACAACGACGCUGCGGUGGAUUGGUCUGGUGCGCAAAACGAUAAGGUACUGCAGGUGGAAACUCCGAGUAAGAUAAGAAAAAUUGCCGUGAUCCAUCAGGUAAGUGAAGACACUGCGACGACGCCUGGGAGCGUUGGAAAUGUUACAGUCAUCGACGCUGCCAACCGACGUCCGCUAUCUAGUAACAAAAACAAUGUAAAUAAAAAGUCAAAAGAAGCCCGAAGCAAUACUCGGAUAGUCAUAGAGGAAAAGGAGCUGCAGCUCAACAAAAGCUGCAUGCAGCUCAAAGAUGCCAUUAUGAGCAAAACUAAAGCUCUCUUUGACGAGGAGAAUGAACUUGCCAUCAAAACUUCGGAAAUUCUGACAGGACACUCGCCUAUAAUCGCAGAACCAGAGCUGGAUGAAUUGCGGGAUCAAAGAACGCCGAGUGUUAAGGUAAACAUUGGUAAAAAUCAACAGAUAGUCAUGUCAGGAGAUGGUAAAAACAAACAUCCAGUUGAAGUUAAUGCUAUGAAAUGCCAAUCUAAAGAGAAAGAAGCUUUGUUGUUGCAUAAAAAUGAUGGCAGUGACAAUGAUGACUGUUAUAUGGAUUGUAAUCAGAGUAUAGUAAGCACACCAAAGAAAAUAAGGCUUAGUGACAAUGGAAGUAAAAAUGAUAAAUCCAUUAGCAGAAUCAGUGACACUGGAGCUAGAAUUCCAGUUGCAAGAUUAUUUGUUAGUACGACUGAUUUCAACAGAACUGUAUCAGACUUGCAUUUAGUUCAAAGUUUAAGCAGUCAAAAGUUGAAUGAGCCAAACGAAGCUGACAAGAGUAGUAGUGAAAAAGCUGAAAAAUCUCUUGUAUCAAAUUUUAUUAACCAAUCUGGGAGUCCAAUUCUAAGUCAAGGUAAGAGAUCUAAAUUUUCUCUAACUCUUAAAAAGAAACUUACAAGUACUUCAUCGGAAGAAAGCUUUCUUAACAAACAACCUUUGAUUUCGUCUUCGCUCAUUGAAAAAAAAAGUGAUUCAGACAAAAGUUGUCCUACAAUAUAUGUAGAUAAUAGUAAAGAUAACAGCAAAACCAUUAACAUUGAUGAUUCUACAAGUAAAUCAUGCAUGGAAAUUACCACAAUUUCAUCUCACAUGCCAAUUGUUCGUAGAUCGUUUCAAAAUGAGAUCCGCAAAUCAUUAAAACUUAAUAGUAUCAGUAUUUUGCAGAAUGAUUCGCAAUUGAGUACUCAAUUGAAUAAAAAUACAGGCAAAAAUAGUAAUUUACCUGUAGUUGAGAAAGCUCACAGCAGUAAUGAUUAUCAGGAAGAUUGUAGCGUCAAUACUAUAAGAACAUCGCUCAAUGUAAAUACUUCGCUUGAUAGAAUUACUUCUGUGGACAGUAUUGCACAGAAAGAAAACAAAACACCAAACAACUCGACAAGCACUGAAAUAAGCUCUAAAAAUCAGGUUGAAGAAAACAAUACAACGACGGUUCAACGUCAAAGUACAUUUAUUAUUCCUACUGCAAAGCCUAAAAAAUCUUUGUUACUCCCUCGAUACUCAACGAAAAACAAGCAUCAAAUGGAAAAAAGAAGUGAUAAAAUAUCUGGUAGCCCAAGUACAGAUUACAAUAAACAAAACGGAAACAGUAAUGUAGCAUGCCAGAAAUCAAGUCCUACUAAUAAUCAAGAAAAAGGAGACAAUGAUAAAAUAAUAUUAUCAAGACAGCCUAGUAUUAGCACUGUGAGAUCUUCCUUGCAAGUAAAUACAUCCUUGGAUUCAGUCAGAAAGUCACCAGUUGCUCACAAUGUUUUGGACUUUAAUAAGAUGGUGACAAUGAUAGAAGAAACUACAUCUCAUAAUAAUCAAAGCGAAGUAAGUACCUAUUCUUCAAACAAUCAAUCUUGCGAUAGUGAUGAUGAUCAAGAAGGUAUAUCUCUAAUGGAGAGAUUACGGAAUAUUUCUAAAUCCAAGAAAAAUGAGUCCAGGGAACCAAGCCCAAAAAGUAAAUCUAAAUCUAUCAGUGACUCUAAGAGAAAAAAAAUUCUCGGUGUGGAUGGCACAGAUUCCAGUGUAAAAAGACAAUCUACCAAUAUUGAACAUGUUCCAUUGUAUAAUACAAGAAAAUCUUCUAAAUCUAGAUACAGUCGCGCAAGUACAUCAAGAAAAUCCAGAAGAUUUGGGAACAUGAGCAACGAGGCUAGUAUUGUUGAAACAACUCCUUAUCCUGCUAGUCGUUCUCUUUUACUGAAAACAAUCAUCAAAAACAAUAUUGCAAUGAAUACCAUAGAUCCUAAAAAAUUCAUUGAUUUAUCAGAUAACAAUGAUUACAAUGAUGAAGAAGAUGAUGUUGGUGAUGAUGGUAGCAAUACAAACUUUGACGUGCAAACAGUUCAUCACAAGACACAAAAAACAUCUUCAAAAAGGAGUAAAAGUAUUCGUCCAAGUAAAAAGCCGUCAAGCCCUAGAUUGAUGGAUACAAUUCUUGUUUACUCAUCUGAUGAAUCUUCAAAUGAAUCGGAGCAAGACAAAAAACGAGUGGUUAUAGAAGAAUCUAUAAACGUGACGAAAGUUCUUGAUAAAUCAAACAAAAAUAAGAGUAUCAAAGAAAAAUCAAAUAACAAAUACAAAUUAAAAAGAAACAACAAACUCGGUAAACAGCGACAAAACGAAAAAUCAGCAAACAAGCGUAAAUUAUAUGCGUUACGAGAUAACUCGUUAAUUUCCUUCUCUCCCUCUGAUAUACAAGAGAUUAGAGAAGACCCAAGACCAAGAACAAUAAAACGGAAGACUAAAAAACGCCAUGCAUCGUUAACGAAAAAACCAGAAAUUGUUGAUGAAAAUAAGUCAUUAAUUAGUCCGGAACUCUGUUAUGAGAAUGAACCUGAAGAAAUCGAUCCACAACAAGUAGUAAAGAAAAAGAAACAAAGGAAAAGGUUAAGGAAAAAAAUUGUUGUCAAAAAAAUAAAUUCAAGGUUAUUAGAUAAUUUGACGCAGGACGAGGAUCGACGAAUUCAAAGAAUGACUCAACGAGAUUCUAUGAAAGAAUUUGACUUGAGAAAUAUGUUGAGAAAAGAUAAAAACCGCCAAAGCCACAGGAUUGUUAUUGUUGUCACUGGACUGCCACGAGGAGAUAAGGAUUUGGUUAAAUCUGUGAUAAAAGCCUUGGGCUCUGCGGUUCUGGAAUUAAACGUAACACCUCGAACAACGCAUGUUAUUAGCACGGGUGUGCGCACGAUAAAUUUAUUAAAAGGUAUUUUGCGAGGCUGCUGGCUUUUAAGCUUAGAAUGGGCUCUCAAAUCGUUAGAAAGUGGAAAGUGGUUAGAUCCAAGUCCGUAUGAAAUGUCGCAUUUUGCGAAAGCGGUGCAGGAAAACCGUAAAGAUCGGCAAUUGUUUGGAAAAGCUUAUGUGCCGGAAUUAUUUGUUACAUGUGGCCUAAUUUACAUCGAAAAUGGAACAUCACCUCCGGCACCAGUACUAAAAGAAUUAGUUAAAAUAGCUGGAGGAAGAAUCACGGAAUAUUCCGAUCUAGCCGAUAUUGAAAUAGGUCCAAAUGGAUUAAAAGAAAUUUGGAUUCUCGAUUCAAUCACAACGGGUGAAGUACAGUCCUUUGAGCAGUACAAAGAAAAUUAAUUUAAGAGAAAUUACUAAUAUUUAUCAAAAACUUUUUUCUUUCUUUUUUUUGUGCUUUGAAAAGAACUACUAAUUCAAUAGAAAAAAUGUAUGACACGAUCAAUGAUCAUGUUCUGCAAAUGUUAAAUAUUUAUAUCUAUCGGCAAAUUGAUAAUAAUAAUAAUGUUAUUGAAAUUUAAAUUAUGCUCCUCAUCUAACAUUUGACUCUUGAAGAAGAAAAAAUCUUGU